Homalodisca vitripennis (glassy-winged sharpshooter) is the source of this 1169-nucleotide messenger RNA. It is a transcript of the gene Arl8, whose product is annotated as ADP-ribosylation factor-like protein 8B-A. Gene Ontology annotation, cellular component: lysosomal membrane. Lineage: Eukaryota; Metazoa; Arthropoda; Insecta; Hemiptera; Cicadellidae. Gene Ontology annotation, biological process: anterograde axonal transport; protein transport. The coding region runs from base 137 to 697 and encodes 186 amino acids. Gene Ontology annotation, molecular function: GTP binding; GTPase activity. The record is from RefSeq and is a predicted model, not a curated record. The transcript is spliced from 4 exons.
AAGAUGUCAUCAGCUGUCUAGCCUUUUUGUUUGUGUCAUUCGGUUUACCAGAAAUUUUGAGAGUUGAUUAUUUUUAAUCAAUAGUCGGAGUAGAAUAAGGUUUUGAUAAUACUUAACCACUAAUAAAAAUCUAACAAUGUUAGCUUUAAUAAAUCGUAUCUUAGACUGGUUUAAAAGUUUAUUCUGGAAAGAAGAAAUGGAAUUGACGUUAGUGGGUUUACAGUGUUCUGGCAAAACCACCUUUGUUAAUGUGAUUGCUUCUGGACAAUUCAGCCAAGACAUGAUUCCAACAGUAGGUUUUAAUAUGAGAAGGGUCACAAAAGGAAAUGUUACGAUUAAAGUCUGGGACAUUGGAGGACAACCCAGGUUUAGAUCCAUGUGGGAGAGAUAUUGCCGUGGUGUUAAUGCCAUAGUAUACAUGGUCGAUGCUGCGGAUCAUGAGAAACUUGAAGCGUCAAGAAAUGAACUCCACAAUCUUCUUGACAAACCACAACUUAUGGGCAUUCCAGUACUGGUCCUGGGGAACAAACGAGAUCUGCCGAACGCUCUUGAUGAGAAAGAACUGAUUGAUAGAAUGAACCUGUGUGCGAUCCAGGACAGAGAGAUCUGCUGCUACUCAAUAUCAUGUAAAGAGAAAGACAACAUCGAUAUUACCCUGCAGUGGCUUAUUGCGCACUCCAAGUCAGGCUCGCGCUAAUCGUAUCGUCAUCUCUCACCCUCUUCUCAUUUUAUACUCUUGUAAAUUACUUUAAUAUAAUAUUUAUUGGUUGUAAAUUCUAUUUUAUGUAUAAGUUGUCUUUUUUGUAACAUUGUAAAGUAAACUAUAUAUUAAUUUUUAAAUAUAUGUUUUAUAUUGUUUGUAACUUGGCUGUUUGUUAAAUACAUUAUGAUUUAAAAUGAUGAUUAAUGUUAUAAAAACUGUGGCAUGUAUAUCCAUGGAUUUUAUAAAUAAUGUUUUUGGUUCAGACCAGAGACUGAGAAGACAUAAUGUUCAACAUUUUAUAAGUGAGGGCCAAUUUAGAUAAAGCUUGUUUUUUAUUUUCAAAAAGUUAGGGUGAAUAAAUCAGUCAAGAUUAAAAGAUAUUGUUUUUAGCCCGAUCAUAGGGAAGUUGUUAUCAAUUAAUUUUGUCAUUAUAAAAAUCAUAAUAAAUAUGUAGCAAAACAAUCAA